CGAGCCGCCCGGCCGGGCGCGCAGGGCUCUGAAGCGGGCUCCUGUGAAGGACGCUAGCCCAGAACAGCGGCAGGGGCUUGGGGUGCAUUGUACCCUCCUGAGGCGCUAACAAAAGCCUCCCUCUUUGCUUUGCAGUGGCACGCGGGGUGCAGGUGGCUGCUGUGCGAGAGCUUCGUUCGCAGGAAGGUGAGCGAGGUGGGUGAUGGGAUGGAUGAAGCUGAGCAGGACCAGUAUGAAGCCCGCCUCAAGGAGCUCUUUGACAGCUUUGACAGCACAGGCACUGGAUCCCUUGGGCAGGAGGAGCUGACCGAUCUGUGUCACGUGUUACAUCUGGAGGAAGUGGCUCCUGGAGCGCUGCAACAGACACUUCUGCAAGGCAACCUUCUUGGCAGGGUUCACUUUGACCAGUUUAAAGAAGCACUGAUCCUUAUCUUAUCCCGAACCUUAUCCAACGAGGACGACUUCCAAGAACCAGUAGAUUCUUCACCAGAAGCCCAGCCCAAAUACGUCAAGGGUGGGAAACGCUAUGGUAGGCGGUCCCUGCCGGAGUUUCGGGAAUCCGUGGAAGAGUUUGCCGAGGUGACCGUUAUUGAGCCUCACAAUGAAGCAGCCCGGAGUUCACACAUCGCUUCCAAUGACUGUGAUGAGCACUGGAAGACUCAGGACAGCGAGGAAUAUGAAGCAGAAGGCCAGUUGAGAUUUUGGAAUCCGGAUGACUUGAAUGCUUCACAGACUGCGUCGUCUCCUCCCCAGGACUGGAUAGAAGAGAAGCUGCAGGAGGUUUGUGAGAAUCUAGGAAUCACCAGAGACGGCCACUUGAACAGGAAAAAGCUGAUCUCAGUUUGUGAGCAGUAUGGGCUGCAGACUGUGGAUGGCGAGGUGCUUGAAGAUAUGUUCCAUAAUCUUGAACAAGAUGGCACAAUGAGCAUAGAGGACUUUUUCUAUGGCUUAUUUAAAAAUGGAAAAUCUCUUACGCCAUCAGCUUCUACCCCAUACAGACAACUCAAACGGCACCUCUCCAUGCAGUCCUUUGAUGAAAGUGGGAGACGCACCACUGCCCUGUCCGCAAUGACUAGCACGAUUGGGUUCAGAGUCUUCUCCAGCCUCGACGACGGAAUGGGCUAUGCCUCUGUGGAGCGAGUACUUGACACAUGGCAUGAAGAGGGAAUUGAAAAUGGCCAUGAAAUCCUCACGGCCUUGGAUUUUAGCCUGGAUGGAAAGGUCAACCUGACGGAGUUGACUCUUGCGUUAGAAAAUGAGCUCCUGAUAACCAAGAAUGGAACCCAUCAGGCUGCCUUGGCCAGCUUCAAAAUGGAGAUCAGACAUUUACUGGAGCAAGUUGACCAAGUGGUGAGAGAAAAAGAGAAGCUGCGCUCAGAUUUGGAAAAAGCUGAAAAACUGAAAUCUCUUAUGGCCUCGGAAGUUGAUGACCACCAUGCUACCAUAGAGCGCCGGAAUGAAUACAACCUCAGGAAGCUGGAUGAGGAGUACAAAGAACGCACUGCAGCUUUAAAGAAUGAACUCCGGAAGGAGCGAGAGCAGAUCCUGCAGCAAGCUGGCAAACAGCGAUUGGAGCUGGAGCGGGAGAUUGAGAAGGUGAAAACGGAAGAGAACUACGUCCGCGACCGGCUCACCCUUUCCCUAAAGGAAAACAGCCGUUUAGAGAGCGAGCUGUUGGAGACUGGACAGAAGCUGUCAGAGUACGAGAGCCUGACGAGCAAACUGCAAAGGAACUUGGAAAAUGUCUUGGCCGAGAAGUUCGGCGACCUUGAUCCCAGCAGUGCUGAAUUUUUCCUGCAGGAGGAGAGAUUGGUACAAAUGAAAAAUGAGUAUGAACAGCAGUGCAGGGAGUUGCAAGACCAGAUCGAUGAACUCCAGUCUGAGCUGGAAGAGUAUCGAACGCAAGGCAGAAUAUUUAGGCCUUCUCUGGAAAGCUCGCUGCAUGAGGAGUUUGACAUCAAAAAUGGGGGAAGCAGUGGUGUGGAGCCUGACCAAGGGCUUGGUUCUGAAGAUUGCAAUCCACUAAAUAUGAGCAUAGAAGCAGAAAUGGUCAUAGAACGAAUGAAGGAGCAACACCACAAGGAGCUACAGCAUCUGAAACAGGAGCUCAAAGACACAAUGAGUCUUUAUGAAAAACUAGUUGAGACCAAGACCCAUUGUGAAAAGGAGCAAGAAAACAUGGUGAAGAAAUAUAAUGAAGAGAGGCAAACCAUGGAAAAGCAAAUAAGUGCCCUUAGAAACCAAAUUGAAGCACUCCAGGGAGAGACAGCAAUGCUCAAAGAGGAACAAGAAAGGAUUGACUGUAAACAUAAUGAGGAGACAAACGACUUACAGAUGAGCUUUGAUAAGGAAAAGGCUAAUCUCCAAGAACUGCUGAAGCUAAGACAUGAGGAAGAGCUCCAGGUUAGGCUGGAGCAGGUACAAGAGAGUUUUAACCAAGAGCGGGAAGUGCUGGUUCAGAAUGGUAUUUGGAUGGAAGAAAAGAUGAGAGCUCUGGUGCAGACCCUGCAAGAAGAAAAGGGGGAGGUAGAAUGUGGUUUCCAUGAGCAGCUGAAAAGCCUGACAGAAAAGCAUGCUGUUGAGAGGGAAGAACUACAACACAAAUUGCUGGAAAAACACCAACAGGAACUCCAAGAAGAAAGGAAAAAAAUGGAAACUGAGUAUAACAGAAGAACAUCUCAGACAGAAACUCAGUUUUCUGUCAACAGACAAACAAUUGUGAACAAGUAUGAAGAAGCACUACGAAAUCUUGACGAACGCUACCAACGAGAGCUGCAAGAACUCGCCGAACAACAGCAUGAGGAGAAAUCUCAGUGGGAAUUUGAAAAGGAUGAAAUCAUCCAGGAAUGUGCUGAAGCCCAAGAGCAACUGAAGGAAAUGCUGGAGAGCAAAAAGGCCAUUUCUUUUGUACUAACACAGGAGAAGGAACUCCUAGAGAAGAAUUUCAAGGAACUUGUGAACAAGUUAAUGUGUGAAAAGGAGCAGCUCCAGAAAGAGCUGCAGGAUCUGAGAAAUGUUGCUGAAAAACAACAGGACAAGUUGCAUAAUAAAAUACUUCAGCAACAAAAUGAUUACGAAAGAGAGCUAAAAGACAGAGAAGAACAAAUGUCUGUGGUAGAGGAAAAAAGGAAGCUGGUUAGCCAAAGGCUUGAAGUGCUUGAGACUGGAUAUGAGCAAGAGAAAUACAAACUGAAUUCCAAACUUCUUGCUUUAGAGGGUUUAAACAAAGAGACCCACGAGAGAGCAGAAAAAGAGAAGGCACAGAUGAGUUUGGAAAUCUUAAAGCUUCAAGAAAAAAUAAAGAAAUUGCAGCAGGAAACACUUGAUUUUGCCAAACUGAGGAAUGACUACAAUGCCUUGGCAAAUGAAUAUGCAGAAGUGAAGAGCAAGGUUUCAGCACUGUCUGGCUUGCAACAAUUGGAAGAAGAUGGAGAGGUUCUUACAAACCUACAGAAAGUGCAUGAGCAGGUUGUGAAGGCAAAUGUGAAAAUGGCUUCUGAGAUUGUCAGGUUACAGAAGAGGUUACAGCGACUGGAGCAAGAGUCAGGGAAACUUUCCAGUUUUGACCAAUCAAAUUCUGAGAUGGAAGAAUCUCAGGUGCAAGACAAGAUAGAGCAAAUUGAGGGUAAUGUUCUCAAAAAUCUGCAAGAUGGCUGUAAAGAUACAGAUCACGGAGCAAACUUGCUUGUUCUUUCAUUGUUGGAGGCUAAAACUAAGGAGCUUGAAGAAAUGGUUGAGGCUUAUUCCAGUCUAGAGAAGAUGUAUGAAGACACUAAGGUAGAGAACCAUGCCCUGAAAAUACAAUUUGGUCAGCUUCUGGAAAGUAUAGUGGUAUUGGAAGAGGAAUAUAAUGAAGCUAAUGACAAGAAGCAAGAUCAGGCUUCCAAAGUGUCUGUGCUGGAAAUGAAACAGACAGAGCUUGAGAAAAUCUUUGAGGUGGUUCCCAAGUUGAAGAUGUUCUAUGAAGACGUUAAAAGAGAGAAGGGAUGUUUUCAGGAAGAUAGCAAGGUGGCAAAAAUAACAUCUGAUCAUGCUACAGCCUGUAAAGAGCUUUGUUCUGAAGUUUCUAGGCUACAGACUGAACUAAAGAAGGCUGAGGAAAUAACUGAAGCUUCUCUCCAAAUUGAGAAGGUCUAUGGAGCAUCUAAAGAGAAUGGAGAGCUGAACAAUCUAGUACCUCAGCUUUGGGAAAAGAUUGAAGAGCCAGAAGAAAGAUCAAGGGCACAAUCUACACUUCUGUCCUUACAGGAAGAAAUCCAGCAAGAAAACAAGGGCCUGAAAUCUGAAAUAAUAAAGUUGUUUGAACAAAAUAAAAAACUAGAAGAGAAUGUACCAAGACUUACAAGCCUGCAGCACAGGUUAGAAGAAAGUAGUCAAGAAAAUGUCAAACUCGGGCAAGAAAAAACACAUCUCCUGGAAAAAGUUAAGGAACUGGAAGAUGUCCAUGACCAAUAUGCACAGGAAAAGCUAGAGAUGCACAGUGAGAACUUGGGACUGCAGCACAGACUUGGAAAACUGGAAGAACAUACUUUAAUGUUUAAAGUCCUGCAAGACAAACAUGGCCAAUGUGAGACCACAAUAAAAGACCUGGCAACGGAGAAAAGAGAGCUACAAGAGCUGAACAGGAAGCUGAAAGAGAAAGUUAUAUCUCUGGUUAAGCAAAAAGACAUGCAUUCUCAAGACGAGAAAGAGGAGUUGUAUUCAGCGAUACAUGACUUGCAAAGCACAUGUAGUGAGCUGCAGCAAAAUGUUGAACUCCUGAGAUGUGAGGCCGAGAAGCUCAGAGAAGAAAAUGCUAUUCUGAAGAAUGAAAUAACCCUUUUAAAUGAGGAAGGAAGUGUUUCUAAACUGAAACUACAGGAGCUAAAUGGAUCUCGAGAAGAAAUGUGGCAAAAAAUAGAGGCUAUAAGAAAGGAGAAGGUGGCCGUGCAGAAGAUGGUUGACAACCUGAGAAAACAGGUAUCAGAUUUGAAAGCUAGGAACCAGCAGCUAGACUUUGAAAAUGCAGAACUUAGUCAAAAGAAUUCAAAAAACCAAGCAGACAUGCAGGAUCUUAAUCAACGGCUGGCAAGAAUCCUCAGGCAAAAAGAAAAGGAAGUGGGGAAGUGUACACUGGAAGAAUGGGAACGGGAGAGAUCAAAGCUGAAAGAGGAACUGGAAAACUGUCAAGUUAAGUCAUCAACUCUGGUGUCUUCCUUGGAGACCGAGCUGUCUAAAAUCAAGGUUCAAACUCAUUUACUGGAGCAGGAAAACCACCUCCUCAAACAGGAACUGGAGAAGACCAAACAGCUUCCCAGAUGUCCUGAUCUCUCUGACUUCCAAAAUGAAAUUUCUAGUGCAAUAACUAAAAAUGAAAAGCUGCUGAAAGAAAAAGAAGCCCUCAGUGAGGAACUAAACAGAUGUGUUGAUAAGGUAGCUAAAGUGAACUACUUAGAGAAUGUUCUUGCCAGCUUGAAGCAGGAGCAAAAGUCUUGGGAGCAACAAAGUCAGACACUGAAAACGCAGCUCAUGGUCUCCCAAGAAAAGGUCCAGAGUCUAGAUGAAGCUCUACAAAAUAUCAACCUUCAACUGUCAUGGCUAAAAUCAGACCUACGGGUGACCCAGCAGGAGAAGGAGGCUCUUAAACAGGAAGUGAUGUCACUACACAAGCAGCUGCAAAAUGCCAAUGAUAAGAAUCGGGUUCUAGAACUGGCUGCGCAUUCCUCAGGGCUGCAGAACCAGCAGAAGAAGCUACACUGGGAUGAACUGGAGCAACUGAUUAAACAGGAGCAGCAGCUGCUGAGGCAAGAGAAUGAGCGGCUCCAGAGAGAGGUCCAGAACACUAAAACAGAUCUAACUCAUUCCAGGGAAAAGAUCCGGCAGUUGGAAUCUGCCAUCCUUUCCAUGAAGCAUCAAAAACAUCAAAGCCAGUCUGGUAUUGUGAAAGCCAUAGAGCAAGAGAAAUUAAGCUUGAAGAGGGAGUGUGAACAGCUUCAGAAGGAAUUGUCUUCUGCUCACAGAAGGAUCAGUCAGAUGAAUUCACUUGAGCAUGAAUUGGAAACCAUCAAUUUGGAAAACGAAGGGCUAAGAAAAAAGCAAGUCAAACUGGAUGAACAACUAAUGGAGAUGCUACACUCGAGCUCCAAUGUGAUGCUUAGCCAAUCCCAGCAUUCUCGAGAGCUGCAGCAGCUCCAGCAGCAAGGCUGUACUAUGGUGCCCAAGGAGCAGUUCCUGCAACUCCAACAUCAGCUACAGCAGGCAGAGAGGAAGAGUCAACGACUGCAGGAGGAACUUGAAAAUAGACCCUCUGAAACCAACAUGCCACAGGGGGGCCAUGCUCAGCUUCUAAAGAUGAUGGAAGAACGUAUGAUGGAUGUUGAGCAGAAAUUGAAGCUUGUGAAGAGGCUUCUCCAAGAUAAAGUGAACCAACUGAAAGAACAACUUUCCAAGAAUACUAAAGCAGAUGCAAUGGUUAAGGAUCUCUAUGUUGAGAACGCACAAUUGCUGAAAGCUCUGGAGAUGACAGAACAGCGACAGAAAACUGCUGAGAAGAAAAACUACUUCUUAGAAGAAAAGAUUGCCAACCUCAGUAAAAUAGUUAAGAACCUGGCAUCACCAUGUUUGAAUUCUACAUCUCAACUAAGGUCAUAGCAAAGCCAUACAUAUAUUCAAAAGUUCUCUUGCACUUUACUGAAAUGUUAAGAUUUCAACUUCUCACUGUGCUGCCUUUUUGUAUUAUAGAUGUUAGUUAACAGAGGUCUCAAAGUAGAUAGUUUAAAGUUAAAACCUAAACGGGUAGCUGCCAACAAACUUCUGGUUGCGUUCCUAAACCACCUUCCUACCCAGUUUUGUCAAAAACAACCCUAUUCAGGAUUGUAGAAAAGAUUUGGAUCUGUGAUUCUAUAUAACUUAUUGUAACUGCUUUAUUUUUAAAUAUAAACUCUGAAUUUAUUGUAGUGAAUUAAUUUGGUAACCCAUGUCUAUAUUGAAACCUAGGUCUAAGGUGAACCUUUGCAACUUAGGUCUCGGUUAAACUUUUAAAACAUUCUAAGCCUAUGUAUAAUAUUUUAAAGUCCUAAACGCAACAUAUACCUGGGUUAUCUCUAGAUAUCAUUGUCAGAAUAAUCCAUAUUAGGAAACAGACUUCAUCUGUUUCCUAUAUACUGCAAAUAGAUUCUGGAGUUUCCCUAAAGCAGUAUGCUUCAACUGAUGCAGUAGACGUCUAGCCCAGUUGAUCAAUGGCUGUUUCUUUCCAGGGUUCAACUUCCCUAGUGGUGGUUAAAACUUGGUAAAUAGAAUGCUGCCAUCUAACUAAACAUAGCAGUAUCUAAUCCUGAAAAAUGUCCCAUGUGGUGAGUGUGACAAAGACUUACACAGCUGCAAUUAAACACUCCUUUACAAAUAUAUUAGGGGCCUUAAAUUAAAACAGAGGAACAAUCUCCAAACAGAAGGUGAUGUGGCUUCUACUUGAAUAUUUUUUAAUUAGGCAAAGCACUGAAAUGUAUUUAUGGAAUAAUCCUGUAUUGGCAGGAGAAUGGAGAAGACGACCUACGUAAACUUUAGCCUGUAAUAUCUAUGGCAAUAAUCCUGCAAUGGGGUCUACUAACAUGGACCUCUGAUGACCAUACAUACUUCUAUUUGGUGUCAGUGGGACACCCUACCAACAGGUCUCUGCUAGUGGAUCCUGCUACAGGAUCUGAGUUUGUGAUUGUAAGGAGUCAGCAACUUGGAAUGAUAGCAUCAACUAGGUUCCUGCACAAUUAUAAAUAUGGAACUUAAUGUCUGUGUAUGAAGAUGACCACUUAUUCAAGCUUUAAGAAACCUUGUUUAUGAAAAGAAUGAUAAACCAAACUGUAUUAUCUAAUACGACCAGAUAAAAAUAGACUUAAGACAAUAAGAUUUUUAAAAUGUUAAUGUGAAUUUAAUACUGGUGAGAGGGGCCAGGAUAAGACUGGAAAAUGUGUUGUGAUUGGCGCAAUCUGUAUAAGGGCUGAAGGAUCAAUUGAUCAAGGUGAGAGGGGCCAGUUUGGCAGCAGUAGUGGGAUUUGAAGGAAGGGUUAAAAAUGUUCAAACUAUGUAUUCGAACCCUUGUCUCUGAGACUGCUAACAAGGUGCCAGUUACGGUAGUAUUUGUGACAUGCAACUGUCUACUAGGAACUGAAAUGAGGCUGCCAAUUCACUUGCCACAAGCCACUAGCCAGCCUGCAGAGAAUGACUUUCAGUUUUAUACUGAUUUAGCCAAGUGAAGCACUGAUUUAGGAAGCCAGUGAAGCACUGUCAAGACUGUUAUACCUAAAAGUUUACCUAUUAAUUGGAGGGUGGAGGAAUUGGAUAAUAGAUACAUGGUGUGACCCUUUCCUUGUACUGCUAGUCUGCUCAAUUCCUUUAUGCAGGCAAUAUUGUAAAUGUUACAAGAAACUAGAGAGAUCUGUUUUCUUCCUGUGUACAGGAAUGGUGCAUAAGAACACGGCAGAGAAAAUUAUCACCAUGAACGCAUGUCUGAUGAUAGAAAAUUCUGCACUGUUUUCCUGUUGAAAGGGUGCAAUGAAUAUACAGGGUUUUAUUUAAAAACAAAAAUCA
This is a messenger RNA of Dermochelys coriacea (leatherback sea turtle), 8559 nucleotides long. It is a transcript of the gene NIN, whose product is annotated as ninein. Gene Ontology annotation, molecular function: calcium ion binding. The record is from RefSeq and is a predicted model, not a curated record. Bases 208 to 6630 code for a protein of 2140 amino acids. Lineage: Eukaryota; Metazoa; Chordata; Testudines; Dermochelyidae. Gene Ontology annotation, biological process: microtubule anchoring at centrosome; centrosome-templated microtubule nucleation; centrosome localization. The transcript is spliced from 31 exons. Gene Ontology annotation, cellular component: mitotic spindle pole; centrosome; pericentriolar material.